AUGAAAAGUCCAUGGACGGAGCAGCCUGCCGUGUUUCAUCUUUUUCUUUUUUCCUCUCUCUUCUCUUUCGCUCUCUUGGGGUUUUUUUUUUUUUUUUCAUUUCUUGAUGGAUGCCUUACCAAGGUUACUCCUGCGAGGAAAGGAGAGAAGCGCUUGUUGCGACGGACCUUGAUUGUUGGUUCUGCCUCUUCCGUCCCCCUUUUUUUGAUUGUUGCAAUUAUUACCUUGCAGCUCUAUUUUUCUUUCCCUGGCUUUAUUUCUUUCUUUCAGCUUCGUCAGCUAUUAAAACAAGCAAUACCAGACAGCUAUCAGUCCAAUCUAUCAAUCAAUAUAUUCGUCAGCUCGUUUGAUCGUCAAGAACCUUCAUUUGCAAGACGUGUCAUUUCUAUCAACCAAUAUCAACUGGGCAGGAUCCCUUCCAUCUACCAAAUAUCUUUAGCCAAUACCACGGCCACCGCCAAAAAAUACACAUCGACAAUGGCUUCAACCAUGACCCGGCCUGCUCAUUCCUCGUUGCCGCAUACCAUGCAUCCUUUCCCGAGCACUGGUGCCGACUCAACUAGCCCAUCUACCAAACAGCUCUCGGUCUCAACACUCAGCCUCGACAUCCAGCGAGCCAUGCAAUCAUCCUCCAGCCAGCCAAAGUACAUCUCUGCCGGCAACAAUGACUUCGAGCACCCACCUCCACCUCCUCCAUCGCCAGUCGGCUUUCCCUCCGGCUCGACUAGCUGGAGGUAG
Molecule: messenger RNA, 738 nt
Organism: Trichophyton verrucosum HKI 0517
Lineage: Eukaryota; Fungi; Ascomycota; Eurotiomycetes; Onygenales; Arthrodermataceae
Exons: 3
Coding region: 1-738 (245 amino acids)
Source: RefSeq, a predicted model, not a curated record